AAAUGCACGCAGCUUUCGCGCGGUUUAAAGCCUUUCCAUCUCCAACCGCCCUCCCGUUCCUCCUCCCCCGCGCCGCCUGCUUCCGUUGAGCCGGUCUCCUUCCCUUGCCGCCUAGCCUUCCUGGACCAUCCACCUAACCUGACCCCCGAGAAAUCAACACAUCGUACGAAUCAGUCCAGGAAAGCGAGCAGAGAGUACCAUGUCUGGGUCCGUGGCCAAGCCCACCUCGCCGGUGCAGCUUCCGGUCCGGACGAUUUGAGCAGAGUUGAGUGACGGCUGCAAGAACGAGCAGGAGGGGGAGGGAGGUUGCGGGGUAGUAAGUAUGGCGCUGUGGCUGAAGCUGCUCCUGUCGGUGCUUCUACCGAUCGCGGCGCUGCUCGCCGUCGCCUUUUUUGUUUACCGGCGGCGGGGUUCCCCGCGUAACGCGCCGCCGGAGCUGCCGGAGACUGUGGGCGGUGGCGGUGGAGUGGUGGGGGUUGGAGGAGGAGGGGAUACGGCGGCGAGCCCCGGGUUGGGGAAGUUGAAUAUCAGGUACAACGCCACCAGCGGCCGCGCGGGGCUCCGGUUCCAGCAGUUGCACCACCACCACCAUCAUCACCAUGCGCAUGUUGAUGGGAGGCACCACCGGGGCGGCGGCGCGCAGCAGGGGUCGUUCCAGUGGGCGGACCACCCGAGGCUGGUGACGGAGGCGGCGGAGAACGGGUGGGCGCAGUUCGUGUUCGCGGUGGCGCCGCCGCGGACGAGGUCGGCGUCGUCGUCGCCGCUGUGGGGGCUCUGCCCGGCCUGCGACUCCGGGACGAGCAUCGACAUGGCGGACGCCGCGUGGGAGGUGCCCGCUGGUUCGUCGGAGCGGAUGCAGGCGGUGCGGCUUAACCCGGUGACCGCGGCGGCCGUCUCGGCGUCGUCCACCAAGAAGUGGCUCCCCGGUAGCAUCCCGAGCCCGCUCCGCGGCGGAGACCAGGAUGCCGGCAACAGCAACGCCCUGUGCCUCGCCAGGAUGAGCCUGCCGCUGCCCGGCCCGCUGCUCGCCGGCGCUCCGUUCCCGCAGGACGCCUACUUCGAGAUCACCAUCAUCUACCUCAACACGCGGCGGCCGGAGUGGUCAGCGUCGAGGGCGAGCAGGCGCGGCAGGGACGGCUCCAGCGAGAGCGACCGCGUCAAGCUCAUCAGCUUUGUACCGGACGCCAAGAACGCGGCCCAAGAAACCAGAGCCGCCACGAAAGCCGACGAUCACCAAGACAAGCAGAGGCACACGGUCAUGUCAAUGGGCCUCGCCGCCGCAUCCGCGCCGUCACGUCCGUCGCUGGCCGGAACGUACGCCUCGUCCAUCGGCUUCCACUCCAACGGCGCGGUCUACCUCGACGGGAUGAAGCUGGUGUACGAGUCGGAGAAGUCGUCGUGGGCGGGCGUGGACAAGGUGGUGGGCUGCGGCUUCGAGCCGGCGAAGCGGAAGGUGUUCUUCACGGUGGACGGGCAGCUCGUCCACGCCGUGAGCUGCAACGCCGACGCGUUCUCGAGCCCGAUGUACCCGGUGCUGGCCUCCAGCUUCGACGUGAUGGCGCUGGUCAACCUCGGGCAGGGCAAGUUCCGGUACGCGCCGGCCAACGCGCGGCGCACGGCGAACCCGUGCUUCCUCCGCGACGCCACGUCGGCCGGGGACGACGCCCCCCCGAGCGGCGGCUCCAUCGGCCUCGACUUCGACGACAGCGGCGACCUCUUCUCCAUGGGCCGCGUCGACUCCGGCUGGCUGGAGACGGCCUCGCGGAUAAGCAAGAGCAGGAAGGACAACGGCGGCGGCGGCCUCAGCAGCGCGUCGGCCGGCGACCCGGACGCCGACUCCGACCUGUUCGAGAUCUCACUACGAGACUGACACGCACCGAUGAGAGGGACAGGUGGCUCAGCUCGUCAACCUGGAAUUAGAGGCAGUAAUGGCGAUUCUGACAACAUGCUUAGGAGUUAGACAUCGCGGCUGCAGGUUUUCCCAUGGAUGUUUGUAUCUUCUAGAUGUUGUUAGUUGUUAUCUAGAUGUAAACAUGUAAAAAUAGGGUCAAAAGAUUAAAAGGAUGGAAAAGCUUGUCUUUUGUAAUGAGCUUCUGAUUCG
Oryza brachyantha (malo sina) is the source of this 2101-nucleotide messenger RNA. RefSeq lists its product as uncharacterized. Bases 323 to 1870 code for a protein of 515 amino acids. NCBI's taxonomy places the organism in Eukaryota, Viridiplantae, Streptophyta, Magnoliopsida, Poales, Poaceae. The record is from RefSeq and is a predicted model, not a curated record. The transcript has 2 exons.